This is a messenger RNA of Fusarium subglutinans, 2553 nucleotides long. RefSeq names its product methyltransferase. The transcript is spliced from 3 exons. NCBI's taxonomy places the organism in Eukaryota, Fungi, Ascomycota, Sordariomycetes, Hypocreales, Nectriaceae. The coding region runs from base 1 to 2553 and encodes 850 amino acids. Gene Ontology annotation, cellular component: nucleus; cytoplasm. Gene Ontology annotation, molecular function: tRNA binding; tRNA (cytidine-N5)-methyltransferase activity. The record is from RefSeq and is a predicted model, not a curated record. Gene Ontology annotation, biological process: tRNA methylation.
AUGGGCAAAAAGAGCUUUAGGGGAAAGAACAGAAGAGGAGGCGGUGGCGGCCGAGGUGGUGGUAACCAGGAUAGAGGUGGCUGGAGAGAUUAUCCUGCCAUUCCCAAGGAGAACGAGAAGCUCCAGCGCUUCUACGACACCCUCCUCCAGCUGCCUGAAGAGGAGAAGAAUGCCUACUGGGAGGCUCUCAGACGUGAGCUUCCUAACAGCUUUAGGUUCUGCGGCUCUAAAGGUCACGCCCUUCUUGUCAAGAGCCUUCUCCAAACCAGAUACAUCCCCGAGAUCGUCAAGAUCGAGCAUCAAGAUGGCCGACCUGUCGAGCCUCCCCAGCCUGUGCCCUGGUACCCCGACGAGCUUGCUUGGUGGAUGACUACCCCCAAGAACGUCGUUCGCAAGUUCCCUCCCUUCGCCGCAUUUCAGAAAUUCCUGGUCUCCGAGACAAGUGUCGGAAACAUCAGCCGACAGGAAGUCGUCAGCAUGAUCCCACCUAUGCUGAUGGAUCUCCGCCCUGGCAUGACCGUCCUUGACAUGUGUGCUGCUCCUGGAAGCAAGGCUGCGCAACUGCUCGAGAUGAUUCACCAGGGCGAGGAGGCCCGCGUGCGCAAGGUUCUCCGAUCUUAUGCUCAGGAAGAUGGCCUGGAUCUUGGUGCCGAGACUACAGAUGAAAUUGAGGCCGACCUCGAAGCCGAUCCCAGCGACGCUGGACGGGCUACUGGAAUGCUUGUCGCCAACGACUCCGAUUACAAGCGCGGACACAUGCUUGUCCAUCAGCUCAAGCGACUUUCUUCCCCUAACCUUCUCGUCACGAACCACGAUGCUACCCAAUUCCCUUCGAUCAGGCUCCCUGCUAAGGACGGCAAGAAGCCAACCUACCUCAAGUUCGAUCGCAUUCUGGCUGAUGUCCCUUGCUCCGGUGACGGGACUCUGCGAAAGAAUGCCAACAUCUGGAAGGAUUGGCAACCAGGAAGCGCUCUUGGCCUGCACCUCACCCAGAUUCGAAUUCUGGUCCGCGCUCUCCAGCUUCUCAAGGUUGGAGGCCGUGUCGUGUUCUCUACCUGCAGUAUGAACCCUGUUGAGAACGAGUCUGUGGUCGUCUCGGCCAUUGAGCGGUGUGGCGGUCCUGCGAAUGUUGAGAUUGUCGACUGCAGCAAUGAGCUGCCUAACUUGAAGCGAUACCCCGGAAUGAAGGACUGGAAGAUCAUGGAUAAGAGUGCCCGUAUCUGGAGCUCCUGGAAGGAGGUUGAGGAUUUUGCUAAGGAGAGCGCUGAUGGUGUUAUCCCUGGACGAGUUGUUGAGACUAUGUUUCCUAGACUUGAGGGUGCUGAGUGCGCUGACUUGCCUCUUGAGCGGUGCAUGAGAGUCUAUCCUCACAUGCAAGACACUGGUGGUUUCUUCAUCACUGUCUUGGAGAAGAAGUCCGAGUUCAAGGCUAAGAACGAGAACGAGUCGAAGGAGACCAAGCCCGCCAAGACUGAAGAAUCCGCUGAGGCCACUCCUGCUGAGAAGGUUGCUGAAGAGGCACCUGCCAAGGAGGAGACCGAGGUCAAGACUGAAUCUGAGUUGGCUCCCGUUGAAGCUGAAGCUACCCCUGCCAAGGCUGAAGACAAGCAGGAGGAUGUUGCUAUGGCCGAUGCGUCUACUAACGGUAACAAGCGACCUCUCGAGACUGAGGAUGCUCAAGAUCAGCCCGCUAAAAAGGCCAAGACUGAGUCUACUGAGCCCUCAGCUGCUGCUACUCCUGCUGCCCAAGUGGCACAGGAGGGCAGUAAGCCUCGCCGAAAUGGCCCUGUCGAGGAGGCUUUCAAGUACUUGGACGUUUCGCACCCCACCGUCCAGGGCAUUAAGGAGUUCUAUCAUAUCUCUAAGCGCUUCCCCGACGAUCGGUACAUGGUCCGGAACGAGAUGGGUGAGCCUGCCAAGGCUAUCUAUUACACCAGCGCACUCCUCCGCGAUAUCCUUAUCGAGAACGAAGGCCGUGGUAUCAAGUUCAUCCAUGGUGGUGUCCGCAUGUACAUGAAGCAGGACGCUCCCUCCGCUGAUGUUUGCAGAUGGCGUAUCCAGGCCGAGGGUAUGCCCAUCCUCCAGGGUUACGUCGGCGAGCCCCGUGUUGUGCACCUCCACAACAAGGAGACCUUCCGCAAGCUUCUCAUCGAGAUGUUCCCUCGCAUCAACGAUGGUAAGUACGAGCGCUUCGACGAGAUUGGCGAGCGUGUCCGAGAUAUCGGCAUGGGUUGCGCUGUUCUCCGCGUUGAGCCUGACGGUACAGACCCCGACUUUAGAGAGCGUAUGGCUCUCCCUCUUUGGAAGAGCAUACACUCUCUCAACCUUAUGCUUCCCAAGGAGGAUCGAUCUGCUAUGCUACUGCGCAUCUUUAACGAUACAUCCCCGCUCAUCAACAUUGCUGCGCAGAAGAACCAGAAGGCCAUUCAAGACGCCAAGGAGGCCGAGGCUGGUGAUGAUACCAAAGAGGAAGUGGAUGUUGCGGAUCUUCCCUCGCCCGAAGAGCCAGCAACGGGGCCAGUAGAGGCUGAGGAGAAGAUGGAAACGGCUUAA